ACCACAGCUCCCGGCAUGCCGCGCGUCUGCAGCAUGGCGGCGCCCAGGGGCGGCUCGGGCCCGGGCACCGGCACCGGCAGCAGCUCGGACUCGGACUCGGACUCGGACGCGGAGGGCGGCGGCGAGGCCGCGGCGCGGUUCCGGGAGGCCGCCUGGGACUGUGCGGCGCAAGCGGCGGUGGCGGCACCACGGGCGGAGCCGCGCGGUGGUGGCUUUAGGAAGGAUCGGUUACAGCCCAAGGAUCAGCCAAGCCUGAGGCGGGAGGUGAACGGCCGGCAGGAGGGGGACAACGAGCUCCACACGACCCCGGAGUUCAGAGCGCACGUGGCCAGGAAACUGGGAGCGAUGCUGGACAGUUUCAUCACUGUCUUCAAGGACUCAUCAGGACCUUCUCAGACCUCUGUGCCACAGUCUGACUCUGCAGAUGAUGGUUUUCGGCUCUUCUCUUCCUCUGUCCCUGGAGACUGUGGGAAACCAGAGCCUUGCCCUGCAGCCAGGAGAAGGCGCCCAGCGAGCUCCAGUGACACGGACAGUGACCAGGAGUGGGAAAGGUUCCAGGAGGCUGCUGUGUCAGCUGCAGAUAUUCUGAAGCAAAGUGGGUUUCCUGCACUGUCCCAGGAUUCCAGCCAGGAUCAGAGUCAGGGCUGUGUAGAGCACAACCAGAAAAAAAAGAAGAAGAAGAAGAAAAAGAAGAAAAUUAAGGGAGAGAACAAUAUUCAAGAGAAAAGAAUGGACCCAGCAGAGUGUGACCAGAUCUGCAAAGAUUUGUCUCGGUUGGUGUCUGCAAAUGGACAGCAGGAGAGACAGAACAGCAAUCAUGGGGACAACUCAGUGCUGCCAGGAGCUGUGAGGAAGAAAAAGAAGAAGAAAAAAUUAGAAUGAUGAUUUUUACUCUGCAAACAGCAGGCACCUGUGAUGGAUGAGGGAAACUGAAAGAAAACCCAACAACCAGAGUUGCUGAAGAGGAGGGAAAAUUAAUUGGCAAAGCUUCUGUUCUAAAAGCUCAGUGGCCUGAGAGACUAAUUAAGGGACUUCCUGUGGUGUUGGCACCCCUGAGGAAGGGAACAUUGUUCUCCUCACACAGCACUUGUCUGUGCUGCUGCUUGUGCAGGCCAAGCCUAAAAGGACGAAAUCCUGUGGCAGCCUUGUGUGACAGAGGGGUGUAAUCACAGCUGCAUCCCUCCUGCUCUGCCUCUUCACAUCACGAAACCAAAUCUGAUGUCCUGGAGAAAGUACAUGAUGAAUUGAAUUUGGUUUUCAUGGCAACAGACAAAACGCUGUAAGGAGCCUUUAGUAAGAAUAAGCACCAAGAGGUUAAACAGUGGGACAAACCACCUUGAUAUCAGUUUAGAAGACAGACGUAGAAGAUUUUCAGGACCUCAUGAAAGACUUUUUUUCCUCAUCAAGAGACCAGAAAGCAGCAAAAUUCUCAGGUGAGAGAAGCCUUCAUUUCCCUGAGGUGGGUUCUGCAUUGCUGCCUUGGACCAGACCCUGCUCAAACAGAGGUUCAGGGCUGUGAAGUGCUCAGGACCAUCCUCUGGCCCAUCCUCAGGAGCUGCUUCAGAAGCCCAGCACAGCCUGGAGCCAGGCUGGGCACAGAGGGAAGGGCAUUGAUGGCGCGCUGACUUUCACUCUGGAGCCCGUAGGGUUCCACCUCGCUCAGCGCCUUGAUCAGCGUCUCCUUGGUCAGCCCCGACUCCAGCAGCGCUCCCAGCAGCUCCACUUGGAGAUGGCUCAGCUUCGACACCAUGGUCUUCAGCCCGGUGCCUCUUGGGUUUCGGGUGAUCCUGCUCGCAGCUUCCCUACACCAUGUUCCCGAGGUAACGCGCCCGACUGUCAGCGGAGUGGGCACAGCGCAGCCUCCCGCCUUUGCGCCCCCCCCAAAAAAACAAAAUACAAAAUUGAGCCACUUCAGACCCCCCACGACUGUCCUGAGCCAGUGCUGAUAAAGGGACCCUUGGCUAUCUGUUUACAUUGGAGCAAUGUAAAUUCUCCAAGGUUCAUAUUUAUCUGUGUGCUUAGCAAGUUACUGAACUUUGGACUUCAGCACCGCCGCAGCAGUUCACAAAGUGCAGAGGGAGAGAAAGCAGGGGGAGGGGGAAAGGGAGGGAAGCAGGAGAGGAAAAUGAAGGAUAGGAGGUCUGCAGCGUGGAAAAGUGAGCUAUGGAAAGAAAACCAGGAAGAUGGAGAGGCAUGGCUUUCUCCUGGCCCCGUUAGGUUUGGAGAAGGAAGGAGGUGGAGCGCCGAGAAGGAAGAGCCGCGUUGGGCUGCGCAGUGUUCGUGGAAGGUGCUGCUGUUGGGAUAUCGCAGAGCCCGCUCAGAGCUCUGGCAGUGGGGAAGUUCAGCCAGUCUGAGCUCUUUGGGCUGAGAGAAAGCCACACUGGCAGCUUCCCUGGCCUCUGUGCUACCCCUCAGCAGAGGAGUGUGACCAUGGGGUCUACACGAACGUUCCCAAGGCUUGUAGGACGUUCUGGAGCUCCAGCUGAAUUUUGUCUUAAGUGACAUCAAGUCUUUUUUCACUCUGGAUUUGGCUCACUGGAUAUCUUGAUAUGCAAACACUAGUACCUUCCUUUUAACUUGCUGUGUUUAUUGCUUAAUUGAUGAGCAAGAGCAGUUAUUCCCACAUAAUUCAGGGGAUUGCAGGCCUUGCCCCUCUGAGCCUGUGAUUGAAGGGUGUGAUAAGGAAUAGCCAUGGGUGUUGGUUCAUGCUCAAAAUCCCUGCCCUAUCAUCAGCUGCCCUCUGCUUCCGAUGAGUGCUCUGGGCAGGCUUGUGGUUCCCAUUUAUCAUCUUCCUCCAUCCCUUCUUGAUACCAGCCCUGCUCUGAGGUUCUGCUCCCACCUAUUGGGUGACUUCCUAAAACACCAUCCCUGGCUCGGCUGGAGUCACUUAAAGCAGUUCUCCAGUUCUGCAGUUCUCAUAACUACAUUGUCUUUUCUGGUCUGAAAUGAUAUGAAUGAAUCUAUCUACUUUGAGUGGCUAAAUUAGGGAAUAACUUGAUGUGCACGAGCGUCUCACACGAGUGAUUCCUUGGAGGAUUUAAAGGUGUUGUCUCAACAGAGGCUUCCUGGGGGCAGCUGCCUGUGUGUACACACUGCCACCAAACCUAAGCUUACAGGAGCCUGGCACAGCUGUCCCCAAACUGGGUAGUGUCCCAAGGCAGUGCUGCAGAGGCACGUUGUCCCCUGUUUUCCCAUCGUGGGCACCAUCGGCCGUGCUCUCCAGGCUCCUGAGUCAGCAGGAGCAGGGCAGGACCCUCCUCCCUCGGGCACAGCCGGCUGGGGUGGGACUGCUGUAACUGCUGGCUUUUAUUUCAGACAUGGCUGCACCCAGAGCACCACGUGGCCUCCCUGCAGGGUGUUAACAAAGCUCAGAUGGACACAGAGGACUUCCUUUGUGUGGCUAAAAAGAAGUAACAGUUCGGAGUCCACGUAAAAACAUUUAAUGUAAGAAAUUUUCACACGAGCAUUGAUGUAAAAAGACAUGUUUAGCUUCUAAAUGUUUUAUUUUUGGUCACGCUCUCAACAGAGAGCAAACGAAUGGUGAGCUUGGCAUUGUCCUGUCAAUGUUUUGACACAUUUCCAUGCAUUUCAUUUGUUAUCACAUUUUCCUUCAUUUCCCCCCCCACCCGCUAGACAUGCCAACGUUACUGGCUGAUAACAGUAAUUGUCAACUCUAAUUACAGCAUCCUGCCAUGACAUUAUAGUUUCUGCAUGAUAUGGCCUUAUAAUUCGAGGACUUUGCAAACAGAGACAACAGAUUGUGGAACUCUUGCAAUAUGUGACAGAGGAGACAUUGUCACACUGUGUUACUUAUUUCUGCCUCUCUUUGGCAUGGUGAUUUCUUUUACCUAAACCAAGAUGGAAAAUAUUACCAGUGUUCUGUUGAAAAGGUUGCCCAAUCUAUAUUCUGUAAGUAUAUAAACCUGUUGAAUGCUUGAGGGGAAAUGGGGACACAGACCAUAAAGUUUCAACAAAGAACAGCAGUUAUUUAUCAAUGGAAGUUGUAAAGAGAAGAAAGCACAGCAACAAAUUAUCUGUCUAUAUUGUGUGGUUUCAAGGAUUCCUUAUACACACAGAAGGCCUGAUGGUGCUGCUUCUGCUUGCCUUGGAGACCUUCAGCUGCAGAGGCUUUUUUUUGAAACCAGUGAACUCUGAAGUCCAUAAACCCAGAAAUGAACAUCUGUUUGUAUGCUGGGACCUGGCUGAACGCUACAACUGGAUGCCAUGUGGAGAACCCUUAGCUGAAUAUGGAAACCUUUCAAAUACUAAGGAGGAGUUACGUCAUGUCCAACUCUAUGUUCAAACUGGCUCUUGUCCCUCCCACGCUGGAAGGAACAAUGAAUGGGAAUGCACAGCUGGACUGGGACAACGGAUCCAAACUCCACAAAGCCCCACUUGCACAAACUGGUGCAAGUGAAUUCCCGGGAGAUGGGAGCAGAACACACCACUUCUGCAUUUGGACCGAGGGGUUGGCAGCAGAAACCAGGAGGGGAGAGACAAGAUCAGUAUAAAUGCAGCAGUUCCUCUGCCUGGGAUUGUGCAGGUUUGAUACAGGGCUGGUGAUAACACAGAGCAUGUAAUUUUUAUUUGGUCAAAGCACACGGAACGUUAUUUUCCUUCCUUAAAAACCCACUUCGAGCAUCUGAUCCUACUGAUUUUACUUGGUUUCCAAGAUCACAAAUUCAAAACCACGGCAGUCUCCAGGAACACCUGUGUAUUUAAUAAAUUAAACCACCGGCGUGUGUGAACUACCUUA
Messenger RNA from Myiozetetes cayanensis, 4756 nucleotides. It is a transcript of the gene CUNH12orf43, whose product is annotated as chromosome unknown C12orf43 homolog. The record is from RefSeq and is a predicted model, not a curated record. The transcript has 10 exons. Bases 16 to 882 code for a protein of 288 amino acids. Gene Ontology annotation, biological process: negative regulation of Wnt signaling pathway; Wnt signaling pathway; Spemann organizer formation. NCBI's taxonomy places the organism in Eukaryota, Metazoa, Chordata, Aves, Passeriformes, Tyrannidae.